Molecule: messenger RNA, 1027 nt
Organism: Seriola dumerili (greater amberjack)
Lineage: Eukaryota; Metazoa; Chordata; Actinopteri; Carangiformes; Carangidae
Product: epithelial membrane protein 3-like
Exons: 5
Coding region: 68-565 (165 amino acids)
Cellular component (GO): plasma membrane
Source: RefSeq, a predicted model, not a curated record
UGUUGUAGAAUUGUGGAGCUGCUCCUUAAGUCUGAUUCAGAGGAACAGAAUAACCAGGAAAAUAAAAAUGGCAUACCUGCUUAUGUUUGUGACCUUGCUGCAUCUCAUCACACUGGCCAUGCUGUUCAUUGCAACCAUGGAGAAGUCCUGGUGGGUGUGGGAUGGCCUGGAGAACUCAGACCUAUGGUACAACUGUAGGUUUGACAAUGUCACAGGAACCUGGCUUUGUGCAUCCUCCAAAGAAACUGAGUGGCUUCAGGCAGUGCAGGUCCUGAUGGUUCUCUCAGUGGUCUUCUCUUCAGUCUCAUUCUUGGUGUUCCUGGGUCAGCUGUUCACCAUGUCUAAGGGUGGACUCUUCUAUUUCACUGGGCUGUGUCAAGUCUUCGCAGGCCUGACAGCAUUUUCUGCAGCUCUUAUCUACACAUUACACAAUAAGGAAAUCCUUCCCAACUCCAAAGAACUGACUUCAGGACACUUUGGCUACUGCUUCAUCCUGGCCUGGGUGUGUGUCCCUAUGUUGCUUUGUAGCGGUGUCAUAUACAUUCACCUGCGUAAGAAAGAGUGACCAGAAAAAGGAAAACAAUGUCAACAGCAGUACUGGAAAACAAAGUAUUGAACUGACUUAGAAAUAUAAAAUUUACAGGGGUCACAAAGUCACAAAUGCCUAUGUUAUGAUUUUUGUGCAGGCUUUGGUUAAUGUAAUUAUAUUUUUGAAUUGUAGAUACAUGUAUAUUUGAAAAUUAUCAGGAAAUAAUGGACUAUCUCCUGGGCAAAUAUUGAUAUCAAUCCAGUAUAUAAUGCUCACCUUCAGUUUUAAGACAUUUUUGUAAUAAGAGGGGUUAUUUUGUCCACUGUUGUCAUAUGCUGACCAGAAGACUAAAUACAAAAGCAGAGUUAUGUAUUUUUUUUAUUUAGUCUUGUAGGCCUUAUAAGGUGUUUGAAUUGCUUUUAAUUUUCCCUUGAGCAAAUUGAAAAUAUAUAUUUAUAUAUUUUUGUACCUAAAGCUGAUAAUGUAGACUACACUUAG